Molecule: messenger RNA, 1941 nt
Organism: Pochonia chlamydosporia 170
Lineage: Eukaryota; Fungi; Ascomycota; Sordariomycetes; Hypocreales; Clavicipitaceae
Product: beta-calactosidase
Exons: 2
Coding region: 1-1941 (646 amino acids)
Biological process (GO): carbohydrate metabolic process
Cellular component (GO): vacuole
Molecular function (GO): beta-galactosidase activity
Source: RefSeq, a predicted model, not a curated record
AUGGUAACAGCCUGCCUUAUUUACUCCUUCGUCGCGGGGCUGCUGAUCCAGGUGGCUGUAGCCAAGCCUUCCGACGGCUCGCUUGUCAAAGGCAUUCUGGAAGGAGCCAUUGGGGACUCCAAGAACAUCUUAAAGACCGUUCUGGCAGACGUUGCCGAAGCCAAGCCCAAGGGAAAUUUCACUUACAACGACAAGGAGUUUCUCCUUAAUGGCAAGCCGUUCCAGAUUAUUGGUGGACAGAUAGAUCCGCAGCGCGUUCCCCGCGCCUACUGGGCGGACCGACUCCAGAAGGCCAAAGGGAUGGGCCUAAACACGAUCUUCUCGUACGUCUUCUGGGAUAUGCUUGAGCCAGUCCAGGGCCACUGGGACUUUACUGGCGCAAAUAACAUUUCGGCGUGGUAUGGGGAGAUCCACAAAGCGGGUCUAAAGGCGGUGCUCCGGCCUGGCCCGUAUGUUUGCGCCGAGCAUGAGUGGGGCGGUUUCCCGGCCUGGCUAAGCCAGGUUCCUGGCAUGCGCGUCCGGGCGAACAACAGGCCAUUUCUGAAUGCCAGCACAAGUUACAUCCAGCGCCUUGCAGAGCAGUUAAAGACUGCGCAAAUCACACAGGGUGGACCGAUCUUAAUGGUCCAAGUUGAGAACGAGUACGGCAGUUAUGAGGGUGACCACAAAUAUACGUCGGCUCUAGCAGACGUGUUUCGCGCAAAUUUCCAAACACGGCUCUUAACCACCGAUGGCGGCGGCAAGACAUGGUUAAACGGGGGACAUGUGCCCGGUGCCCUUGCCGCGACAAACGGCAAUCCCCACAUCGGCCUGGAUGCGAUAAACAACUAUGUAACCGACCCAUCAUGCAAAGGCCCUUUCCUGACUGGUGAGCACUACACCACGUGGUUCGACGGCUGGGGCGGCGGGCAUCAUCCCUGGGACGGCAACGACCCGAAUACCUUAACUGACACCCUCGAGCAAACGAAAUGGAUGCUGUCCAACAACUACUCUUUCAGUUUCUACAUGUUCCACGGCGGCACAAACUGGGGAUACCAAAGCGCCGCCAAGGUUACAACUAGUUACGACUACGGGGCGCCACUUGAUGAGGCAGGGCGACCGAAUGGGUUGUAUACGAAGUUGCGCGACCUGAUCGCCGAGUACGUUCCAGCAGGAUCCAUCACGGACAUUCCCUCAUCCCCCCCCUUAAUGAAAGUUUCUGACUUCACACUUACUCCUGUGAUGGGACUUUUUGAUCAUCUCAUCAACCCUACCAUCUCUAGCUCGCCAAUGACGAUGGAUGCCGUUGGCCAGCAAUCCGGAUACAUACUGUAUGAGUACAAAUCGUCGGCAAAGUUCUCUGGCAUAGUACGGCCAGGGGACCGGCCGCGGGACAGAGUUGUCGUCUACGUGAACGGCGUCAAGAAGGGCGUCGGAGCCGAUGUCAGUGUCACGAUUAAACCCGGCGAUGAACUUUGGCUCUUCGUCGAGAACCUUGGCCGCGACAACUAUGAGUCUACAAUGGGACAACCUGGUUCUGUCUUGGUGGACCAGGAAAAAGGCAUUAAAGGGGACGUUACCGUCGGCGGCGUCAAGAUUAACGGCUGGAACACCUACUCGUAUCCGCUAGCUAGCCCGCCGGAGCUGCCUCCUACCACUUCAAAGCGGUCAGUUUCUGAAAGCGACAUGCCGGUGUUCUACCGCGGUUCUUUCAACACCACGAAAUCGGGCCUUGCAGCCGACACAUUCUUAGAGUUAACCAACGGGACCAAAGGCGUGGUAUGGAUUAAUGGCUUUAACCUGGGCCGCUACUGGAAGAUUGGCCCGCAAAAGCAGUUAUUUGUGCCAGGGGCGAUUCUUAACUCAGACAAACCGAACCAGGUGGUUGUGCUUGAGUUGGAACCCGGAAUGAGUAGCAUGGUUGCCAAGGGUGUGUCGUCCCGAACGUGGGGCAAAGUGUGA